Molecule: messenger RNA, 1590 nt
Organism: Eurypyga helias (sunbittern)
Lineage: Eukaryota; Metazoa; Chordata; Aves; Eurypygiformes; Eurypygidae
Product: TRAF2 and NCK-interacting protein kinase-like
Exons: 15
Biological process (GO): protein phosphorylation
Molecular function (GO): ATP binding; protein kinase activity
Source: RefSeq, a predicted model, not a curated record
AUGGAGUCCCGUGAGUGUCCCCAGGGUCGUCAUGUUAAAACAGGCCAGCUUGCUGCUAUUAAGGUUAUGGACGUCACCGGGGAUGAAGAGGAAGAGAUCAAACAAGAAAUUAACAUGCUGAAGAAGUAUUCUCACCACCGAAAUAUUGCUACUUAUUAUGGUGCUUUUAUUAAAAAGAACCCACCGGGAAUGGAUGAUCAGCUCUGGCUGGUGAUGGAGUUCUGCGGUGCGGGCUCCGUCACCGACCUCAUCAAGAACACGAAGGGGAACACCUUGAAGGAGGAGUGGAUCGCCUACAUCUGCAGAGAGAUUUUAAGGGGCUUGAGUCAUCUACACCAGCACAAAGUAAUUCAUCGAGACAUCAAGGGACAGAAUGUGUUGCUGACGGAAAAUGCAGAAGUUAAACUAGUGGAUUUCGGUGUCAGCGCUCAGCUGGACAGAACGGUGGGCAGGAGGAACACCUUCAUCGGAACGCCUUACUGGAUGGCCCCCGAGGUCAUCGCCUGCGAUGAAAACCCCGAUGCCACUUACGACUUCAAGAGCGACCUGUGGUCUUUGGGCAUAACAGCCAUCGAGAUGGCAGAAGGCGCUCCCCCUCUCUGUGACAUGCAUCCCAUGAGAGCCCUCUUCCUCAUCCCCCGCAACCCGGCCCCGAGGUUGAAAUCAAAGAAGUGGUCUAAAAAGUUUCAGUCCUUCAUCGAGAGCUGCCUAGUGAAGAACCACAGCCAGAGACCAACCACGGAGCAGCUGAUGAAGCAUCCCUUCAUCCGAGACCAGCCCAACGAAAGGCAGGUCCGCAUCCAGCUCAAGGACCACAUCGACAGGACUAAAAAGAAGCGAGGCGAGAAAGAUGAGACAGAGUAUGAGUACAGUGGAAGUGAGGAGGAGGAGGAGGAAAAUGACUCUGGAGAGCCCAGCUCCAUCCUAAACCUGCCCGGGGAGUCGACGCUGAGACGGGAUUUCUUGAGGCUGCAGCUGGCGAACAAGGAGCGGUCGGAGGCGCUGCGCCGGCAGCAGCUGGAGCAGCAGCAGCGGGAGAACGAGGAGCACAAGCGGCAGUUGCUGGCCGAGCGGCAGAAGCGGAUCGAGGAGCAGAAGGAGCAGAGGCGAAGGCUGGAGGAGCAACAGAGGCGGGAGAAGGAGCUGCGGAAGCAGCAGGAGCGGGAGCAGCGGCGGCACUACGAGGAGCAGAUGCGGCGGGAGGAGGAGCGGCGGCGUGCGGAGCACGAGCAGGAGUACAUCAGGCGACAGUUAGAGGAGGAGCAGAGACAGUUAGAGAUCCUGCAGCAGCAGUUGUUGCAGGAGCAAGCGCUACUUCUGCAGCAGCAGCAGCAGCGGCAGGACCAGAGGCCGGCAGAGAAGAAACCCCUCUAUCAUUACAAAGAAGGGAUAAAUGCCAGCGAGAAACCAGCAUGGGCCAAGGAGGUGGAGGAGCGCUCCCGGCUCAAUCGCCAGAGCUCGCCGGCCAUGCCCCAUAAGGUGGCCAACAGGAUUUCUGACCCCAACCUGCCUCCCCGGUCGGAGUCUUUCAGCAUUAGUGGCGUGCAGCCCGCCCGGACCCCACCCCUGCUCCGACCCGUGGACCCGCAG